GGAGGUCUCCGCUCUCACUCCCAGCAGAGCCGCCACUAUCAAGACAAGACACAGCCCCUGACUUCGAGACAGAUCCACCCGCAUCUCUGCAGCCAGCAUGGGUCACCUUUCGCCCUUCCUAGCUCUGGUUGUUUUGCUGGGCAUCUCGGUGUGUGGGGGUCGCCCCAGGGGCCGUAUUCUCGGGGGCUACGAAGCUCCUCCCCACCUGAAACCCUACAUGGCUUCCCUGCAGGUGGAUGGGAAGCAUGUGUGCGGCGGGUUCCUGAUCGCCGAGCAGUGGGUGCUGAGCGCGGCUCACUGCCUGGAAGACAAGCAAGGCAAGCCGUUCCAGGUCCUCCUGGGAGCCCACUCUCUCUCGCAGCCAGAACUGCACAAGCGCCUUUAUGAGGUGCGCGCGGAGAUCGGCCACCCUGGCAGCAGCACGGAGACCUACGACGACGACCUCCUUCUCCUCCAGCUAGAGGAGAAAGCGCUCCUCAACGAGCAUGUGAAGAUCCUGCCCUUCCAGAGGCAAGACAGGGUUGUCCCUGCUGACACCGUGUGCGAGGUGGCCGGCUGGGGUGAAAUGAGCCACAGCGGGAAGCUGCCUGACAAACUGCAGCAGGUGGCGCGUCCGGUGAUCAGCCGGGAGAUCUGCAACCGCAGGAUCCACCAUGACAACACCAUCACAGAGAAGAUGAUGUGCACCGACUCCAGGAAGAAGGACACCUGCCCGGGGGAUUCCGGCGGGCCGCUCGUUUGCAAUGGGAUCGCCGAAGGGGUGGUGGCUGCCGGCUCUCGGGUCUGUGGGAACUACAAGAAGCCCGGAAUCUACACCCGGAUCCCCCCCUACGUCGACUGGAUCGAGAGAGUCAUGGCUUCACCCAGUCACACUUCGAGGACACAAGAGAUGGAGAGAUCCGGCACUGUCCUGCUGGGGCUGCUGCUGGCGUGUUCCAGCCAUGCAGGCAAGCAGGAUGCUCUGAUCCUCGGGGGACGCAAAGUGGUGAAUCACUCCAGGCCCUACAUGGCCAUCCUGCAAAGCGAAUAUAAGCGUAUCGUCCUGUGUGAUGGGUUCCUGAUCCAGCCAGAGUGGGUGAUGACCGCAGCCCAUUGCAGGACCGCCAGAAACUCGCGAGUCCUGAUUGCACUGGGGGUCGAGCUGCUGAGCGACUCAUCCAACCACUUAUGGGACAUCGCAAAGUUUUACCAGCACCCUGAUUACAACCCGACCACCUGGGAAAAUGACAUCAUGCUGGUCCAGCUGAACAGCCCUGUUCCCUACGAUAAAACAGUCCAACCAGUGAAACUCCCGCAGCAGGACAGGGAGAUCCCCAGCACGGCUACCUGCAGCACCGCGGGCUGGGGACGCACCACGGACGACGACUGGGACGCACCAUGGACACACAGCCCGGUUCUGCAGGAGGCGAACGUCACCCUGGUUCCUAGGGACUCUUGCGAAUCACUCCACAAACAGAAAAUCACCGAGAAUAUGAUCUGUGCUGGGAACAAGGAGCACAACGCCUGCCAGGGCGACUCGGGUGGGCCGCUGGUUUGCAACGGCGUGGCUGAAGGCGUGGUCUCCUUUGGCAGCAAGCAAUGUGGCAAGACCCCAACGGUUUAUACCAAGAUCUCAAGAUACCUGCCGUGGAUCAACAAAAUCAUCAAGUCGGCCAGUUAA
Terrapene triunguis (Three-toed box turtle) is the source of this 1660-nucleotide messenger RNA. RefSeq names its product complement factor D (gene CFD). Gene Ontology annotation, molecular function: serine-type endopeptidase activity. Bases 98 to 1660 code for a protein of 520 amino acids. Gene Ontology annotation, biological process: proteolysis. The record is from RefSeq and is a predicted model, not a curated record. The transcript is spliced from 10 exons. Lineage: Eukaryota; Metazoa; Chordata; Testudines; Emydidae.